AGACGAAGCUCUUAAGAGGGGAUGAGGUCAGAUUAUAUGUGGAGUUAAAUAGAAGAAAAUGAGACUUUACUAAUGAUGUACUGUAAACGUUACCGAGGAUGGGCUGAUAGGGUGCUGGGCUGCCAGGAGUUUCAGCAGACCAAACACUGUUUUUAUCUGAAAAUUAGGAGUUAAAAAAAAAUCUAAAUGGUAUACUUUUUAUUUUUAUUUUUUUCAAGACGGUUUCUCUGCUUAGCCCUGACUGUCCUGGAACUGGUCCUAGUGUAGAACCUGUCUGCCUCCCAAGUGUUGAGACUAAAGGCAUGUGAUAACACUGUCACCAGCUCCACUGCCUAGCUAAAAACAGUUCUGAAUGGUAUUAAAUCGCCAUCUGUCCGGCCCCCAGUAUUAUAUGUGUAUUUAUGUGUGCAGAGACCAGGGGAUAACUCAGAGCUGUAGUUACAGCUCAUGUGUGAGCUACCCGUCAUGAUGCUGGAAACCAAAGUGCAAGAGCAGUUCACCCUGUGCCAGCUCAAACCCUUCCUUUCUUUUCUCUCUCUUUCUUCCUCUUUGAGGCAUCAUCUCACUCUAACUUUGGCUGACCUGAAACUCAUUAUUGUAGACCAGGCUGGCCUCAAACUCAGAGAUCCAGCCACCUCUGCUUCCUGAGUGCUGGGACUAAAAGUCUGUGCUACCAUGUCCACAGCCUGCUUCUCAGCCUGACAUGCAUGGUUGCUCUUGUCACAGACUAAAGGGAUCAUGUAUUCACUUGUCUUGGACCAAAACAUUUUCUUGCCUUCUUAUCCAGGGGGCUAUUUAGAAACUGUACAUCUGAGGAUCUCAGCCCACGAAGCUUUAAGAAAGUGAAUUUGAGCUGGAGAGAUGGUUUCACUUGCUGCUCUUCCUGAUGACCCAGGUUCAAUCCCCAAGCUCACAACUGUCUGUAACACCCUGGGGGGGGGGGGGAUCCAGUAUCUUUUUGGUCUCCAUGGGGAGCAGGAAUACAUGUGCAUGCAGGCAAAAUACUCAUCCAUACAGGAAAAAAAAUCAAAAUGAAAAUAAAACCCAGGUGUACUGAUGUGCACCUGCCUAGAACAUUGUGGGCCAGGCAAGUGAUCAGGAGAAGGUCACGGUCAUCCUUGUAAGUUUGAAGCAGCCUGGGCUAUGUAAAAACUCUCCCAAAAGCUGAAUAAACAAAAGGGCUGGAGAGACGGCUUAGCAGUCAAGAGUGGAUUCCUGAAAGUUGUCCUCUGACCAUCAUAUAUGCAUUGUGGCAAUGCACACACUCUUCACUUCACCCACACUAAAAUAAAUGAGGCUGGGCAUAGUGGCACAAUCCUUUGAUCCAGGCAGGUAAAUCUCUGUGAGUUCGAGGCCAGCCUUGUCUACAAAAAUGAGUUCCAGGGCUGCCUAAUGAGACCUUAUCUCAAACAAAACCAACCCUAGGUUAAUUAGUACUAGUUAAAUGUGAUCUUGAAAACCCUAUUUAUCUUUCAUGCUAUAAAGAUACUUGGGCCUUGGGAGUAUACCAACUAGCACUGCAGAGAGACAGAAAGGACGUGCACAGAACCCCGGCGACAAGCACCACUAACACCACAGAGCUUAGACAAGGCUGGCGACCUGACUGGAGGGAAAACAAGUUUCUGCUGUUUCUGGUUUCCUAGGAAAUCUGGUGGCCAGAACUGAGAGGGGGAAGGCGCUGGCAUUGGGGGAAUUACUCUGUAGUCAUCCCAGAAUACUAUCUAAAGAAAAGGAAAAUUUAGAUUAAUUUCCAGACUCUGCUCAUUGAAGUUUGUGGUAACAUGUUGUGUUAAGUCUAGUGCUUCAAUUAGAGCCUAGGAUGUGGCCAAAGCCUUCCUUUGCUUGGAAAAGCCUUUGGCUAUUCAUCUAGGCCUUAAUCAUCUGCCUAAACCUUGUUUGUGGAGCUGGGACAUGCCCUUCCACCUUCCUGAGCCUGUUCCCUGUUCAAUAACCCGAGGGAAUACUGAGCUGCCCACAGUGUAGAGGAUUGAAUGGCGUGGGCUGCUAUCCCUUCCUUCCACCACAGGCUCCUGCCACUCAGCACAUUUUGACCAUCCUUCCACAAUGAACAGCCUCAAUCCCCAGACACAUUCUGUUUGUUGGAAUCAGGCUACAUUCUAGAACCUUGCCCUCUCCAAUGCCUUCCUCACUCUGGAAUACACUGCUGUUUCCAACAGAACACCCGAGCAUGGCAGGAUUUUGUUGGCUCUGGACGGUGACCACUUGCCCCAGUUUCUGGCUCUGACUUGAGAGCAGGCUGUGACCAGGAUGCGGUGGCGGGACCGCAUAGCUGUGUUAUGCUUCCCUCCGGGACUGAUGCUCACUGUAGCCGCACUUAUACUCUUCUUCAUACACAUGGGUGUCUUUGCUAGUGAUGUUCACAACUUCUGUGUCAUCCACAACUACGACCACAUGAGCUUCCGUUACACGGUUGUACUGAUAUUCUCCCAGGUGAUCAGCAUCGGCUGGGCUGCCAUGGGGUCACUCUACGCAGAGAUGACCGGUGACAAUCCUCAAUGGAGCCAUGUUCUUCAACCGCCUGUGCCUGGAGUUUCUGGCCAUCAAUUACCGAGAGGAGAGACACUGAGGCCUGGGGAUUGGGGACAGGACUAAGACGGGAGAUGGAAAAAGCUGCUUCAGAAGGUUUAAUAAAGUCUGUUGUUUAUUUGCA
This is a messenger RNA of Mus musculus (house mouse), 2671 nucleotides long. RefSeq names its product transmembrane protein 262 (gene Catsperh). Lineage: Eukaryota; Metazoa; Chordata; Mammalia; Rodentia; Muridae. The record is from RefSeq and is a predicted model, not a curated record. The coding region runs from base 2269 to 2613 and encodes 114 amino acids. The transcript is spliced from 3 exons.